GCACGCGUGCGCACGUGUCGCGUAGACGUCCUUACCUUAUCGUACAGAGAGUUGAGUUAUCAUGGAGUACCACCAUCAGGGCAUCCAGCAGAGUCAGGCUCAAUGGGGCUACGGCUGGGGCCCGCCGGCGCCGACCGCCGCGCCUCCUGCGCCGGCGCAGAGAAACAAGAGAACGCAUUCGGAAAGUGAAGACGAUGCGUUUUCUGAAGAAAGCAGCAAGGAUGCGCAAUCUCCCGGCGGCGACUCCUGCCAGCUGCUGACGAGGAAGCGCCGCCGAGGAGUCAUCGAGAAGAAGCGACGGGACCGCAUCAACACCUCACUGACUGAGCUGAAGAGGCUCGUGCCAGCCGCGUGCGAGAAGCAAGGCAGUGCCAAGCUGGAGAAAGCGGAGAUACUACAACUGACUGUAGAUCAUUUGAAGAUGCUGCACGCUAAAGGUUUGGACACCUUCGCGUACGACCCACAGCGGUACGCCAUGGACUAUCACAGCAUCGGCUUCCGAGAGUGCGCGGCCGAGGUCGCCCGCUACCUCGUCAGCUGCGAAGGCUUAGACAUCCAAGACCCCCUGAGACUCCGCCUCAUGAGCCACCUACAAUGCUUCGCUGCCCAACGAGAAUUAGCUGCCAAAUCAGCCAAUUGGGGAUACCCUCAAUACCCAGCCACUCCUGUAGCGCAAUCCCAACAUGGCUACACAGAACUAGCUCCCCGACAAGAACCGUUACCUGUAACAACUGCUGCGCCAACAGUCGCUGCACCAACGGCUAUAGCGGCACCUUUAACGGCAGCGCCAAGUUACCCCCACUACCCCGCACCUCCAGCUCCUCCUGGACCACCAGGACCCCACCCCGCGCCCCCCGCACCACAUUAUCCCACCCCCUAUCCUCACCAUCCUUCCCAUCAGUAUUCUCAAAACUCCUCAAAACCUUACAGGCCCUGGGGUGCCGAACUAGCGUAUUAGAAAAUAUUGGGAUCUCUCGAUUCUUUUAAAAGUGAAAUUGGUCAAUUUAUUCAUUAAUAUUUGCAUCUUUUAAUUUCUGAGUUCUAAAAAUCAUUUUUUGAAGCAAAAGUGCGUUGUGAAUUUGGUUGGCACAAAAUUCGCAAUAUGAAACCUAGUUUGUAGCAACUACUCUCCUGUUAUGAAAUGUACACAGUGAUAUGUUUUGGCCAUGCUAGUUAGCUUAUCAGCCUCACAAGGCAGCGUUGAUUGGGUCCGCAACACUAUCGACCGUUGUGAACCCAAUCACCACUCUAAGUAACAAAACCAUUUGUUAAGUAUAACUAUCAUUAAUUAUCUUUUAAUUUUUAGAUUAGAUAGCAUCUUGUAUCUAGAUGACUUGAGUACACCGUGAAAAUCACGAGACUUUGUAUUUGGACGAAAAUGCAUGACAACAUAUAAAGCAUCUGUCAAAAGUGCUUUGUUUUAAAUAUUUUCAUAUAAGUUGCGAUUGUCCAAGCAUAUAAAUGACAUAUCAAAACAAUUAACCAACAUUCACUAAUGAGAGAAUCGGCUGACAUAGUUAUGUAGAUCUCAGAGUUUAAUAGAGUCAAAAUUAGAAAUAUUUUUGGACACUGCCGUUGUAUUAUAUUGCAAAUUUAUACAAAUAUUUAAUAAGGUUGUGUGAUAGCUAUAUAGUAUAUAAAAUAAGUUUAUUUAAAAGUCAUUAGUUAAAAUCGAUAUAGCUUUAAUGUUUUCUACUUGAAAUAUGUAUUUAAAAAAUGUUUGCACAAAAAAUAUGUGUUUAUAAAUGUUGUGAAACGGAAUCUUUAUAAGUAAGAUUACUUUAGAAAAUAUUAAUGGCAUUUUCUGAUUAGAAAUAUAAAAGAUGUCCAAUUUCUAUUAUGUUCUAUAAAACAUUUCACAUGGAAGUAAAAUGUCAUAUUUCCUAUUAAAGUAAAUUAAU
Plodia interpunctella (Indianmeal moth) is the source of this 1901-nucleotide messenger RNA. It is a transcript of the gene Hey, whose product is annotated as hairy/enhancer-of-split related with YRPW motif protein. The transcript has 3 exons. NCBI's taxonomy places the organism in Eukaryota, Metazoa, Arthropoda, Insecta, Lepidoptera, Pyralidae. The record is from RefSeq and is a predicted model, not a curated record. Gene Ontology annotation, cellular component: nucleus. Gene Ontology annotation, molecular function: DNA-binding transcription factor activity, RNA polymerase II-specific; protein dimerization activity; RNA polymerase II cis-regulatory region sequence-specific DNA binding. Bases 62 to 958 code for a protein of 298 amino acids. Gene Ontology annotation, biological process: anterior/posterior pattern specification; regulation of neurogenesis; regulation of transcription by RNA polymerase II.